GCGGAGCGUGUGCGGCCGGGGAAGCCAUUGCCUGGUUAAUAGUUGCUGUUGCUGCACUUCCGCUUCUCUCCCAGCGAGAGCGAGACACGAGUGGCCAGGCCCAGCCGCAGCCGCAGCAGCAGCCGCGGCGGCGGCACGGAGCAGCCAGACACAAAGAGAGGGGCCGUUCGCGGGGUGGGGUGGGGGGUUCGCUAUGUCGGAUGACGAUUCGAGGGCCAGCACCAGCUCCUCCUCAUCUUCGUCCUCCAACCAGCAGACCGAGAAAGAAGCCAGCACCCCCAAGAAGAAGGAGAGUAAAGUCAACAUGAGCAAAAACUCGAAGCUCCUCUCCACCAGCGCCAAGAGGAUCCAGAAGGAGCUGGCGGACAUCACUUUAGACCCACCACCAAACUGCAGUGCUGGUCCCAAAGGUGACAACAUCUAUGAGUGGAGAUCAACCAUUCUCGGGCCUCCAGGGUCUGUGUAUGAAGGCGGUGUAUUCUUCCUUGACAUCACUUUUACACCAGAAUACCCUUUUAAGCCUCCAAAGGUUACAUUUCGUACGAGAAUUUAUCACUGUAAUAUUAAUAGCCAAGGAGUUAUUUGCUUGGACAUAUUGAAAGACAACUGGAGCCCAGCACUAACCAUCUCGAAAGUCCUCCUCUCUAUCUGCUCACUCCUUACAGACUGCAACCCUGCUGACCCUCUGGUGGGAAGUAUUGCCACUCAGUAUAUGACCAACAGAGCAGAACACGACAGAAUGGCCAGACAGUGGACCAAGAGAUAUGCUACAUAAACUGGGCUUUCACAGUUCUUACCUUGUCUGUCACAGAAGGAGCUGCUUAUGGUUUUGAAAGGGUGGGGGGUGGGAGUUGGUAAAGAGUAGGGUAUUUCUAUAACAGAUAUUAUUCAGUCUUACUUCCCAGGAUUUUGUUGUAACUUAAGGUAUCUUGCUACAGUAGACAAAUUGGUAAUAGCGACUUUUAGAGCUGUCAGUUUGCAAAAUUAGUUGACUUUUAGUACAAGAAGCAGGAAUGUAUGUGUAGACACUUGGGUUCCAUUGAUUGUAGUCUACUGUAAUUUCCCAAUCAGCUUAAAUUGGUAUAGGUUACACACAUGGCCAUUUAUGUAAAAUCCUAUUUUCUGGUUUGAAAAAAGAUUGGAGUUUGUUUAUCCUUC
Molecule: messenger RNA, 1158 nt
Organism: Acomys russatus (golden spiny mouse)
Lineage: Eukaryota; Metazoa; Chordata; Mammalia; Rodentia; Muridae
Gene: Ube2e1
Product: ubiquitin conjugating enzyme E2 E1
Exons: 6
Coding region: 194-775 (193 amino acids)
Biological process (GO): protein polyubiquitination
Cellular component (GO): nucleus
Molecular function (GO): ubiquitin conjugating enzyme activity
Source: RefSeq, a predicted model, not a curated record